AUGAAUUAUGCUAACCAAACCUGGGUCCAGAACUUUGUCCUAGUUGGCUUCACUCUUACCCAGUCCCUGCAAACUCUUGUUUUCCUGGGUGUUCUGUCCACCUACCUCCUCACCUUGGCUGGUAACCUGUUCAUCAUCAUCCUAGUCCAGGCUGACUCUGGGCUGGGCACUCCCAUGUAUUUCUUUAUCAGUACCCUGUCCUUCCUGGAAGUCUGGUACAUCAGCACCACAGUGCCCACACUCCUGUGCACAGUGCUUCGUGGGCCCUUGCCUGUCUCUCCUACCGUCUGCUUCACUCAGUUGUACAUUUUCCACUCACUGGGUCUGACUGAGUGUUACCUUUUGGGUGUCAUGGCCCUUGAUCGCUACUUUGCUAUUUGUCGCCCUCUCCACUACCACAGUCUCAUGGGUGGCCAGGUGCGAGUCUGGCUAGCAGCAGCCUCUUGGGUGACUGGCUUCUCUGUGGCUCUGGUACCCACCUGCCUCACUGCCUCCUUGCCCUUCUGCCAGAUGGAGAUUGCUCAUUACUUUUGUGACCUUGCACCACUCAUGCGUCUGUCAUGUGUAGGCACUGCCUGGCAUGCACGUGUCCAUGGGACUGUGAUUGGCGUGGCUAAUGGGUGCAACUUUACCUUGAUCCUGUUCUUGUAUGGGGGCAUCCUGAGGGCUGUGCUGAGGUUGCCUGCAGCUGCCAGCAGGGCUAAGGCUUUCUCCACCUGUUCCUCCCACAUAAUGGUGGUGGCCUUAUUCUAUGGCUCAGCCUUUGCUGUUUAUGUAGGGCCCCCCAGGGGCCAGGCAGAGGGCUCAGACAAGCUCAUUGCCCUGAUAUAUGCCCUGCUCACCCCCUUCCUCAACCCUAUCAUCUACACCCUUCGCAACAAGGAAGUGAAGGAGGCUGUGAAAAGGGUCACCCAUAGGCUUUGGGCAGUGCUGAAGGGAUGCUGA
Molecule: messenger RNA, 945 nt
Organism: Vombatus ursinus (common wombat)
Lineage: Eukaryota; Metazoa; Chordata; Mammalia; Diprotodontia; Vombatidae
Product: olfactory receptor 11H6-like
Exons: 1
Coding region: 1-945 (314 amino acids)
Biological process (GO): G protein-coupled receptor signaling pathway
Cellular component (GO): membrane
Molecular function (GO): olfactory receptor activity; G protein-coupled receptor activity
Source: RefSeq, a predicted model, not a curated record